CCUACUCGUGGGGUGGCCAGACGUCUCCUCCCUCUCCUCAUCCGUCUCCUGCUCUGCGUAACUAUUUCGGCUCAAGGCGGGCUCAGGGUAGAACGGUCGGUCACAUCAGUUUGGCUGGAUGUGUCUGAGAAGAUAGGCGGCGAGAUCCCGAUUAGAUAUUUUGGGUCGUUCCGGUGGGCGCUCUGCCAUGAGAUGCCACAGUUGGCAUGAUGUGCCAUGCAGUGCGUGCGAAUCGCAAUUCCAUAUUUAGAUGUUGUAGCACGACCCGAUAUGACAUUCCAACCGGCGCAGCGCUUGCAAGGCCGCUCGUGAGUUCUCAUGGUCGCAUCUGCACUGUAAAGGGACAUGUGUCUGAAGGCUCUAACAGCCAGGGCUACAGGUCAACAACCAUUUUGGGGAAACACUUUUUCAUUCAUCGCUUAGUGGCUUGGGCGUUUCUGGAACCACCUCCGCUUGGCCCAGCUUGGCAACUUAAUCAUAUUGAUGGAGAGCGUUCGAAUAAUCGCGCUUGCAAUCUGGAGUAUGUCACUCCAGCAGAAAAUAUAUCCGACUCGUGGCGACGGACCCCCGUCAGAAAGGGAGUUGUCACAGCUAUCGCAACGCCAGUGCUAGCUAAACCUCUUGGCGCAGAUUCAUGGGCACGGUACGCUUCAAUUGCUGAAGCUUCACGCAGCCUUGGAUUGUCAUCGCAUUCGAUUUCUAGCUGCUGCAGAGGCAGGCGGGCGCAUGUCGGAAACUACGAGUUCAAUUACGCAGAACGCAAAGAUCAAUUGAUUCUGCCUGGGGAGGAAUGGAGGCCCGCGCUGCAUCCGGCUCGCGGUGCACCGUUGGCUUCUUUGGUUGUCAGCUCUCAUGGCCGAGUCAGAUCGCGCCGUGGCAUCAUUUCCUUGGGAUCCACUGUCGCAGAUGGGUACCGCAAAGUCUGUGUUCGCGAAAAUGAGCGUAUGAGCAGUCAUCUCGUUCACCGAGUCGUUGCUCGCACGUUUCUUGGUCCAUGCCAGUUUUCCUCGACUUGGAUGGUCAAUCAUAAGGACUGUAACAAGGCGAAUAAUCACAUAGAUAAUCUAGAAUAUGUGACGCCAUCCCAGAAUGUGCAGCAUUACCAUAGACACAGACCAUCUUGUCGGCAGUCAUGCGCCGCGGCUUUAUGCAAGCCUGUGUUGGGGAGGCGCACCGGACACGCGCACUGGACACGGUACGCAUCGGGGAAAGAAGCGGCAAGGGUGUUGGGAUUACAUGCAUCCGAUGUAUCGGCAUGUUGCCGGGGUAAGCGUGAGAUGACAAGUCAGCACGAGUUCCAGUUUGUUGUGCAAACAUUCACCAGUCGUGAUGAUGAGGAGUGGCGAAGUGUGGAUCUAUUAAGUUUGGAGGUGCACAGCCGGAUACUGAGAGCACAGUUUUAAUAUUGUUGCGUGGACCCCACACGUAUCCAGACAAAGCAGAUGUUUGUUUUUCUUGCGCACAUGGGCGAGAGGCGUACCAAAAGUAAUUGUUGGCAAUUGCCCCCAAUGGAUGGAACACUGGAUAUUGUCGUCAGGAAGAGUCUAGGGGAAACAGUGUUUCGGCAGAUGCCCCAGGGAGUUCGUUUGCUACGCGCUACGCUACAUUUGCAUGUGGACUACCCUGCAACCUCGCACUUCCCGCGCAGGCUCCCAAGGGAAGCUUCUGCAGCAUCGUAGCUUUCGCAUAGAACCCCUGACGCACUUGGCUCUCCCUGCUCCCCCCCUCCUCCUCCUCCGUCUCCCCCCCCUCCUCCCUCUCCCCAUGCUGCUUUUCCAUCAUGCCCCUCUUCUCCUCCUUCUAGUUGCUCCUUCUCAUCCGCGAGCGCCCCGCGCUGAGAGCUGGCAGAGCGUGGCCAGGCCAAGACCCAGAGCCCAGGGUCGGUGUGUACGCCCUCCUCGCGAUGCCAGGAGCGCGUGUGCGUGUGUAUACGGAGAGAGGGGAGAGAUUGCGGGCACGC
This is a messenger RNA of Prorocentrum cordatum, 1960 nucleotides long. NCBI's taxonomy places the organism in Eukaryota, Dinophyceae, Prorocentrales, Prorocentraceae. The record is from the annotation of a GenBank genome assembly.